Histoplasma mississippiense is the source of this 1563-nucleotide messenger RNA. RefSeq lists its product with no specific name. The coding region runs from base 1 to 1563 and encodes 520 amino acids. NCBI's taxonomy places the organism in Eukaryota, Fungi, Ascomycota, Eurotiomycetes, Onygenales, Ajellomycetaceae. The record is from RefSeq and is a predicted model, not a curated record. The transcript has 3 exons.
AUGAACAGCCGCCAGUUCAACACGGGAGACGUGUCUUCCGUCUACGAGGAGAGCUGGAGGAGAACAUGGUGGGAGCUCUAUAUUUUUGACGGUUAUUUGGUUUCUCUCCGGCUUAGAGCUCAUUUCACUUUGCACUCGAUACCUUCAGACGUGUUGUUACCAUGUGAUGACCUGGAUUAUGUUACAGGAAAAAUCCCGCCGUCCCGUUCGCUUGAGGAAUAUCAAACGAAAAUAUGUCCCGCGUUUUAUGAUGAUAGAUUCUCAUCCUAUACUUGUCGCAUUGAUUCCGUGCGCAUAUUUGGUAAACUACAAAGGCCAGACCAGCUUUAUGGGCUGUCAUUGUCACCCUCACCCCAGUUGUCGCCUGUCUCUGCAUCCAAUAGCUCCAUUAAUCAGGCCAGCGUAAUAGUCACACAGUCCGAUACUACGACCCCCUCAAACGAAAGUAAAUGGGAGAAAAUCUCAGCUAAUCGACUAGCUCCCCUCCCGAAAUCCUGCUCCUCCUCGGUCCAAAGCCAUGAUGACUACCAUAGCCAGCAUUCAGGCACAGCCCAAAGAAGUACAAAUGCAACUGAGCGUAUCGCAUUUCAACAACCUGGGCCCGAUGAGUCGAGGUUUCCUCAGCAGGAUGUGCAUCAAUCCCCUACUGUAGGCGAACCCAGCAUCUCUCCCGAACCACAGCCAGCUCAGCCGUACUUACGGCGGCCCUUGAAAAGAGCAGGAAGUGAUUACUGGAGUUUCAUGCCGUCAAGGUUUGAUAAAUCAUGGGAUGACUUGUCCGAGACAGUAUAUGAUUUUGGAGGAUUCGCCGAUUCGCCAUACUCUUCAGCAACAACAAACUCCCUACAAUCAGAUAACUCGGAACUAAACAUUAGCUACGACACGUGGCUAAUAAAAUUACCCCUCGACAAGACUUUCGGCAUUGUGUCUUCCAACGCUCACUCAACACUAUAUCUCGGGGGCGAAAUCCAAAAACUCUUCGCAAUCCCAAAGGGAUGCGAAUUUUUCGGUUUAAACGGCGAACAGAUGUCUCCAUUUUUUUACCUCCCUUCACGCUCCAAUCCCAAACACCCACCUGCCCCAAAAUGGUGGAAUGCUGAUUUCUUCAUCCCUGGCACCAGAACUUUAUCUCCAGAAAUCCUUUCCCGGUUCGAAGGGCCUCUAGCUACCCUGCUUCCAACACCUGCGCAGUUGAAUUACCCACAUCCAUAUUGGAUCGACACGGUCCCCAUACCUCAACUUCGCGAAGCUAUCAUCAUCGCACUUUACCAUGCGCCUCACCUGCUCGAUGAGAUGGAGUUAAUCAUGGAUUUCUGUGACGCUGGUGGUAAGUUCCGGGGCGGGGGCCACUUUUGUGACCCAAAGAAUUGGGAGAUAGGUGAUAAUUUCUGGCUCAAGUGGGGCUUCCUGGUGAGUCCUGAUAUGAUGCUCCAGACGGAUCGAUGGAGGCGUAUGCGCGGGCUCCCAAGCAUCACCACGUCAGGGAGGCCGGGUGAUCUUGCGAUAACCGGUAUUCCAGGAAGACGUUCAAAGGUUUUUAAUUAUGUGCCGGAGGAUGUUUAA